AUGCCGGAAAUAUUAUCAUCGCUCUUUUCUUCAAACCCAUACUUUUCCGCAGGAAUAGGAGUGCUUGGGUUUGGAGCAGGAUUAGCAGCAUUACGGCAAGGUUUAGUCAGAGGAAGUUAUUUGGCACGUAGAAAGUUACUAGUCUCGCUUGAAAUUCCGUCAAAAGACAAAUCAUAUCAAUGGUUUUUACAUUGGAUGUCAAAACAAUUAAGUAAUAAUUCACAUAGUCACACACAUCAAUAUGCAGUGCAAACUUCAUUCAAACAACAUGAUAAUGGAAGCAUAAGUACAACAUUUAGUCUUAUACCAGGACCAGGUAAACAUUAUUUUAAAUGGAGAGGAGUAUGGUUGCAAGUGGAACGACAAAGAGAUGCCAAAUUGUUAGACAUUACAAGUGGAUCACCAUGGGAAAUAGUUACGCUCACAACAUUAAGUAGAGACAAGUAUAUAUUUUCCGAAUUAUUACAAGAAUCAAAAAAACUUGCAUUAGAACAACAAGAAGGAAAAACUGUAAUUUAUACAAGUUGGGGACCUGAAUGGAGACCCUUUGGUUUACCAAGAAAACGUAGAUUAUUAGAUUCUGUAAUAUUAGAUAAAGGUAUUAAAGAACGUAUUAUAAAGGACGUUAAAGAGUUUAUUAAUAAUGGUAUAUGGUAUAAUGAACGUGGUAUACCUUAUCGUCGGGGCUAUUUGUUAUAUGGACCUCCUGGAAGUGGGAAAAGCAGUUUUAUACAGGCACUUGCUGGUGAAUUAGAAUAUAAUAUUUGUAUAUUGAAUUUAAGUGAACGUGGACUUACUGAUGAUAGGUUGAAUCAUUUAUUAAGCAAUGCUCCUGAACGAAGCAUAAUGUUAUUGGAGGAUAUUGAUGCUACUUUUACUCAAAAGCGUCAACCAACAGAUCAGCAAGGAUAUCAUUCAAUGGUUACGUUUAGCGGAUUAUUAAAUGCGUUAGAUGGUGUAGCAUCAUCGGAAGAAAGAAUAAUUUUUAUGACAACAAAUCAUGUAGAAUUGCUUGAUAAAGCAUUGGUUAGACCAGGUCGUAUAGACGUUAAAGAACUAUUAGAUAAUGCAAGUGAUCAUCAGAUUAAGACGAUGUUUUUAAGAUUUUAUGAAGGAGAGAAUCAAUUAGCAGAAGAAUUCGUGCAAAGUGUUAAAGGUAAAAAAGUUAGCAUGGCUCAAUUACAAGGUCACUUUGUGUUCUAUAAGAAUGAUCCAAAAUGUGCUGUACGAUAUUCCAAUUCUUUCAUUCAAGAUGCUUAA
Molecule: messenger RNA, 1260 nt
Organism: Funneliformis mosseae
Lineage: Eukaryota; Fungi; Glomeromycota; Glomeromycetes; Glomerales; Glomeraceae
Source: the annotation of a GenBank genome assembly